UCCCUGGGUAUCAAACAGAUGUAUCUACUUCUUCUUUUAUGCCUUCUAGUGUCUUUUUUCUGACUCUUCAGUGUUCACUUGUUUUCCUUCCUCUUUUCUUACAUUUAUAUUUAUGGCAUUUGGUAGAUGCCCUUAUCCAGAGCGACUUACAUUUAUCUCAUUUUUUUAUACAACUGAGCAGUUGAGGGUUAAGGGCCUUGCUCAAGGGCCCAGCAGUGGCAGCUUGGUGGUGCUAGGGAUUGAACUCAUGACCUUCUGAUCAGUAGGCCAACGUCUUAACCACUGAGCUACCACUGCCUGUUUCUUCUAGAAGUUUUUUUCUUCUGCCACUCCAUGGUGGUCCUGCUGGAGGAUGUGGUCAGUGAGAGGUGUGUGUGAGACGUCCUACCCAGGAGACGAUGCAGUGUGUGACCAUCAUGGCCAGAGACUCUCGCUCUUCUGUCUGGAUGAUCUGUUGCCCGUGUGCUGCGAGUGUGUGCCCGUACACACACACGAUGGACACCGAGUGUACCCUGUGGAGGAGGCAGUAAAAGACUGCAGGGGGGAGCUGGAGACUUUAAUCAGCUUACUACAGCAGGGAGUUCUGAAAUGUGCUGUGAUUAAACACACGAGUGAGUCCGUCUUCCAUCACAUCCAGGGUCAGGCUGAGCAGACAGAAAAGCAGAUAAAGGAGGAGUUUGAGAAGCUUCAUCUGUUCCUCAGAGAGGAGGAGGAGGCCAGGAGAGCUGCACUGAGGGAGGAAGAGGAGGAGAAAAGAGAGAGGAUGAAGGAGAAGUGUAGAGAAGUGGAGGAAAUGAUGGAGUUUAUUUCAGACACCAUGACACAGAUAGAGAGAGGACUAGAGCUGGAUGAUGUGGACUUUCAGGAGAUGUAUCAAGACACAGUCAAAAGAAUAUGGAAGUGCCAAACAAAGCCAGAGAAGUUCUUAGGAUCUCUGAUCGAUCUACCUGAACAUGUGGGGAACCUGAGGUUUAAAGUGUGGGAGAAGAUGCUGGAGGAAGCAUCACACAGCUCGGUAACGCUGGACAGUAACACUGCCUCUGCCUCCCUCACUGUCUCACCUGGUCUCAAUCGGGUCCUGUACUCACCAAUGCAGUGUCCUUCUCUCCCUAAUGUUCCUGAACGUUUUCACCCCUACUCCAGCGUCUUGGGGUCAGAGCUCAUCCUCUCAGGUCGACGCUCUUGGAUCGUUGAUGUGACUGACAGCACUAACUGGACUUUGGGCGUGGCUGAGGUGUCAAUCAAGCGAAAAGAGACCUAUGAGGCAUGCCCAGAGGCGGGGCUUUGGACCAUCAGCUUAAGGGAUGACCAGUAUUACGCCAUGACAUCACCAUGUGAGCGUCUAGACCUUGGUGAGCUCAGACCUCGACGGAUUGGCAUGUGUGUGGAUUGGGAGAGCGGUAGUGUGUGUUUUACAGACUCAGACUGUGACACACACCUAUACACUUUCUCACAAACAUUCAGCAAGCCACUGCUGCCGUACUUUGAGAGCAUCUGCUCCGAGAAGCCAAUGAUUCUGUUACAAAACAGGGUUUCAGUGAUCAUUCAAGAAGAGGAAGUUGCAGGUGAUGAUAAAGACGAUUAUAAUCAUACAAAAGUUCUACAUUUGAAUGGUAAUUAAACAAAAAAUAUUGUAGUUUAAAGCUAAGAAUACAUACGCCAAGGCAGUGGCUCUCAAAUAUAAAUGUUUGAAUUAUGUUUGAGUUGAUAGUUAUUAGCUUGUUGUGAUAUGUGUUGAUAUGUGAUAUUCUCUAAUAAUAAAAAAUUGUAAUUGUUGGAUGGUAUAAGAGGAAUAAAACACUUGGAGGUGUGCUGUUAUAGAAAAUAAUCAUCUUCAGGGUGGUAACAGUAACUAGAAACAGAAAUAAAAACAAAAGAUGCAGUCAUUCAGUACUUUAAACUAAAUAUUCUUGAGUAAUAUGAUUAAUAAAUGUUUAUGUGUGUUUCCCA
Pangasianodon hypophthalmus (striped catfish) is the source of this 1950-nucleotide messenger RNA. RefSeq names its product E3 ubiquitin-protein ligase TRIM39. The coding region runs from base 353 to 1621 and encodes 422 amino acids. NCBI's taxonomy places the organism in Eukaryota, Metazoa, Chordata, Actinopteri, Siluriformes, Pangasiidae. The transcript has 6 exons. The record is from RefSeq and is a predicted model, not a curated record. Gene Ontology annotation, molecular function: protein binding; zinc ion binding.